GGAGCCAGGGCAGCUCAGUUGGAGCUGGCAGGGGAGGAGAGCCUCCGGUGGGGCAUGGAGCUGGCCUCUGCUCAGUGCUGGGGGUGGCCUGUCAGUGCCACCUGUCAGUGUCCAUCAGUGCCAGCUGUCAGUGCUCAUCAGUGCCUCAUGCCAGUGCCCAUCAGUGCCACAUCAAUGCCACAUAUCAGUGCCCAUCUGAGCUGCCUUACAUUGUCACCCAUCAAUGCCAGUCAGUGCAACCAAUCAAUGCCAAUCAGUGCCACUUAUCAGUGAUGCCAAUCAGUGCACCUAUCAGUGCCAGUCAGCGCUUCCUAUCAGUGCCAGUCAGUGCUGCCUAUCAGUGCGCAUCAGUGCCGCCUAUCAGUGCUAGUCAGUGCUGCCUAACAG
Staurois parvus is the source of this 387-nucleotide messenger RNA. The record is from the annotation of a GenBank genome assembly. Lineage: Eukaryota; Metazoa; Chordata; Amphibia; Anura; Ranidae.